Funneliformis geosporum is the source of this 1413-nucleotide messenger RNA. NCBI's taxonomy places the organism in Eukaryota, Fungi, Glomeromycota, Glomeromycetes, Glomerales, Glomeraceae. The record is from the annotation of a GenBank genome assembly.
AUGGGAAUUAUCACACCAAUUGUAAAGUGUACGAAGGGUAAUAAAGAAGUAUCAUUCUUCACUAUGCCCGAGUAUGAAAAUUGUAAGGCGAAGACCUCUGAUGCUAAAAAUUGGAAGGUCAAAUAUUACAAGAAAGCUGAUGAUCGCAAGACAUGGUUAAGUAAUUUUGAACCCGGUAUCUACAUAAAUCAUGAUGAACAAGAAGAAAUCAUGAUAACGGAUUUUAUAAAUAGAGAGUUGAUCUUUUUCAGUCGAGCCGACAAUGAACGUUCGAUUCCAAGUGUUCUCGACGGUUUAAAGCCGGGGCAAGGAAAAGUUUUGUACACUUGCUUUAAGAACUAUAAGAAAGAAAUUAAAGUUUCUUCGCUAUCCGGGGCCGUUUUAGAACAAGCGGCAUAUCAUCAUGGUGAUGCAAGUCUUCAAGGUACUAUUAUCGGAAUAGCUCAUAAUUUUGUCGGUUCAAACAACGUCAAUAUCCUUAAUGGCGAGGGCCAAUUCGGCACAAGGGCUCAGGGGGGCAAGGAUGCAGCUAGCGCUCGUUAUAUCAGCUUGGUUGAACCAGAAUGGUAUUUGCCAAUUCUGCCAAUGGUCCUUGUUAAUGGAUCCGAGGGAAUCGGAACCGGUUUGCGUUCAUAUAUCACAAAUUAUAAUCCUCAAGAAAUCGUUGACAAUUUAAAACGACUAAUCAAUAAUGAAGAAACUGUACAGGGUACCACUUCAAGUUCCUUGGGUACAAAUAUGUGUCAUGUUCCUGUUGAACAUAAACGUCGGUUUAUGAUCAAAAAAAAAAUUGUAUUAAACAAUUUUAAAUCGUAUAUUGGUCAAGUUGAGAUUGGCCCAUUUCACAAGUCAUUUUCUGCGACAGUCGGACCAAAUGGCUCUGGAAAAUCUAAUUUCAUAGACGCGUUUUUCUUUGUAUUUGGAUAUCGUGCAAGUAUAAUGAGGCAAGGAAAAUUAUCAGGACUUAUUCAUUCAUCACAAGGAUGUGAGAACCUGGAUGCUUGUAAUGUGGAUGUGCAUUUUGAAGAAAUCCUUGAUACGCAUGAUCCAGAUGAUUAUGAGGUUGUACCUCAAUCUCAGUUGGUUAUCUCGCGUCAAGCUUUUCGCAAUAAUGCUAGCAAGUAUUUCAUUAAUGGACGACAAAGCAAUUACACUGAAGUUACAAGUCUUUUGAAAGAAAAGGAGAUCGAUUUGGAUCAUAAACGGGAAAUUGAAUCAAUAUCUCAGAUGAAACCCAAAGCACCAAAUAAGCAUGAAGAUGGACUCUUAGAAUUUCUUGAUGACAUUAUCGAAACUUCUAAAUAUAAAAUCCCACUUGAAGAAGCAAAUGAAAAGCUUGAAUUAUUGGAUGAAGAACGUUUAUGUAAAUUAAAUCGCGUUAAUAUAGUUGAAAUGGAUAAACAAAGUUUAGAG